AUGUGUCACACCAGCUGCUCUUCAGGGUGCCAGCCAUCCUGCUGUGUGUCCAGUUCCUGCCAGCCAUCCUGUUGUGUGUCUAGUCCCUGCCAGGCAUCCUGCUUUGCCUGCUGUGUGCCUGUGAGCUGCAGGCCCACUGUGUGCAUGGCUCCCUCCUGCCAGUCUUCUGUGUGUGUGCCUGUGAGCUGCCGGCCUGUCUGUGUGACCUCCUCCUGUCAGUCAUCUGGAUGCUGCCAGCCCUCCUGCCCCACUCUGGUCUGCAAGCCUGUCACCUUUUGCAACCCCUCUUGCUGUUGA
This is a messenger RNA of Mus caroli (Ryukyu mouse), 297 nucleotides long. The record is from RefSeq and is a predicted model, not a curated record. NCBI's taxonomy places the organism in Eukaryota, Metazoa, Chordata, Mammalia, Rodentia, Muridae.